Messenger RNA from Drosophila mojavensis, 424 nucleotides. RefSeq lists its product as uncharacterized. NCBI's taxonomy places the organism in Eukaryota, Metazoa, Arthropoda, Insecta, Diptera, Drosophilidae. The record is from RefSeq and is a predicted model, not a curated record. The transcript has a single exon. The coding region runs from base 93 to 227 and encodes 44 amino acids.
AGGAUAUAUCGCUAGGAAAUGUCCUGUGGCCACACGUGAAGGUGAAGCUCGAGAAAAUUUUAGUCUUCAGUGCGUGCUUCAACAAAUUGGCAAUGGCAAUGGCCCGGCGGCAAGACUACUUUAAUAAAUACACAAAUUUUCACAAAAAUCACAUCAAAUUGUUUGCUGUUUACAUGAAAACGGCAAAUCUAAUGCAAAACUUUAACGUACUCAAGCGUUCGCUUUAAGCAGCAGGAGGUGGAGGAGGACGGGCGCUGCCGUCGCCUGCACCCACCCACCAAUACCAAUUGACAGUAACAGUUAACGGGCGAAGUGUGUGCGUGUGCUAAAGUUUGUUAGUGUUAUUUCAAUUACAUCAAUUAUUAUGCGAUUGGCGUCGUGCGGGCAAUAAGUCAAACAAGUGUUUUAACCUCUUAACCGAAUG